Messenger RNA from Ipomoea nil (Japanese morning glory), 1657 nucleotides. Its product is annotated as scopoletin glucosyltransferase-like. Gene Ontology annotation, molecular function: UDP-glycosyltransferase activity. Lineage: Eukaryota; Viridiplantae; Streptophyta; Magnoliopsida; Solanales; Convolvulaceae. The record is from RefSeq and is a predicted model, not a curated record. The coding region runs from base 108 to 1541 and encodes 477 amino acids. The transcript has a single exon.
CAUCAAUCAAGAAGAAAUAAAUUAUAGUUUUUUUUUUUUGAAAAGAAAAGAAAAAUUAUUGUUUCAAGCAAAGAUUUUGUGACGAUUAUAUUUUCAUUGUCGGCAGCAUGGGUGACCUCCAUGUUUUCUUCUUCCCCUUCAUGGCUCAUGGCCACAUGAUUCCUACUCUUGAUAUGGCUAAGCUCUUCGCUUCUCGUGGCGUCAAGGCAACCAUAAUCACCACCCCUGCAAACCAACCCGUUUUCUCCAAAGCCGUAGAAAAGUAUACGCAGUUGGGGUUCCAAAUGGAGAUUCGUUUGCUGGAAUUCCCGGCCGUCGAGGUUGGCUUGCCGGAAGAUUGCGAGAGCGCCGACAAAAUCCCCUCCGUCGACGGACUCCCCAGGUUCCACAAGGCCUGCGCUAUGCUCCAACCACCUCUUGAACACCUCUUACAAGAGCUCCGUCCAAAUUGCCUCGUCGCCGAUAUGUUUUUCCCCUGGGCUACAGAGGCGGCGGCCAAGUUUGAUAUCCCAAGAUUGAUCUUUCACGGAUCCAGCUACUUGGCCAUGUGUGCUAUGAACAGCCUUAGAACUCACAAGCCUUUCAACCAUGUUUCAUCUGAUUCUGAACUUUUUACGAUUCCCAAUCUUCCUCACGAGCUCAAACUCACCAGAUUGCAAGUUUCUCCUAUGGAACGCAGCAAACUUGAAACCCCCACCCCCUUCUCAGAAAUCUUCAAACGCGUUUUUGAAUCAGAGGAUACAAGCUAUGGUGUAAUAUUCAACAGCUUCUAUGAGCUGGAACCGGAUUAUGCAGAGCAUUACAAGAAUGUUCUGGGUAGAAGAGCAUGGUCAGUUGGGCCUCUUUCCCUUUUCAACACGGACGCAGAAGAUAAAGCUGAAAGAGGGAAGAAAUCGUCAAUCAACGAGCAUGAAUGCCUGAAAUGGCUGGAUUCCAAGAACCCCCAUUCCGUGGUUUACAUUUGUUUCGGAAGCACUGCAAACUUCGCUCCAUCUCAGCUCCACGAAAUGGCUAUGGGGAUCGAGGAUUCAGGGCUGGACUUCGUGUGGGUGAUCCGAAACAAGAGAGAAGAAGAGAAAUGGAUGCCGGAAGGAUUCGAGGAGAGAACCAAAGGGAAAGGAUUGAUCAUUCGAGGCUGGGCUCCCCAAGUUCUGAUUCUUGACCACCCAGCCGUGGGGGCAUUCGUGACCCACUGCGGAUGGAACUCGACUCUAGAAGGAGUGUGUGCAGGUGUGCCAUUUGUAACAUGGCCCUUAUUCGCGGAUCAGUUCUUGAAUGAAAAACUGAUGACUGAUAUUUUACGGACCGGAAGCGGAGUUGGGUCGAAAGAGUGGAAGAGUGCAGACUGUGAUGGUGUGAAGAGGGAAGCCAUUGCAGAGGCAAUGAAGAAGGUGAUGAUCGGUGAAGAAUCGGAGGAGAUGAGGAGCAGAGUAAAGGCAAUGAAAGACAAGGCAAAGAAGGCAAUCGAGGAAGGAGGAUCAUCUUACUUGGGGUUGAGCUCUUUGUUGGAUGAACUCAGAGCUUACCAUGCAAAACAUUGACUACAUGGAUUCAAUGCAUACACCACAGCUCCACAUGUUCCUAAAACAUUCAGUUUACCUGUCUGGUUUUCUCAAUUCUUUCUGCAUUUUCUUUUCUUCACAGCCUUGAACCUGUG